This is a messenger RNA of Plasmodium vivax (malaria parasite P. vivax), 994 nucleotides long. RefSeq lists its product as hypothetical. The annotation marks the transcript as partial. The record is from RefSeq and is a predicted model, not a curated record. The transcript has a single exon. Lineage: Eukaryota; Apicomplexa; Aconoidasida; Haemosporida; Plasmodiidae.
UGAAGAAGGGGCAACACCACCACAUGGUGAUCACCCAGAUGUGCACAGCAACGAAAGGACAAAUGCUCAUUCGAAAAUUAAAAAAAUCUCAAGUGAGGAAAAUAAAAGUAUAAACGAGUUGGUCACGAUUCGCAAGUUGGUGGAGGAAAUGCAAAAUGUGCAGCUCGUUAUUAAAGAAUUAGCCGGUACAUCGGUCGGUGGAGGUCACAGAGGGGGGGCGAGCAACCAUGGGGAUCCAAACGCCACUGAAGAGGCACACUCCGAAGGGAAAAACACCACUCCCCUUUGUGCUCCCUCCCCCCACGGGGAGCCAAACAAAGAGAGCGCAACGCAUGAUGGGAAUGCCUCAGUUCAUUGCUUAUCCCGGGGCGACGCGGAGAAGUACGAAGAAAAAAUUGCCAACCUUGUGCAGGAACUGAUGAACACUAAACUGCUCUUGGCGCAGAGUGAAACAAAGCGGGAGGAGGAGAUUAACGAGAUGAAGCGGCGGUGCGGCAGUUAACUACGCGUACUUUCGCAGGUGCAGAAGUGACUUAUCAGUGGGUGAAGCAGCACAGGUGUAAGCGGAGGCGUGUUCAGGCGAUGCCCCUCCGAGCUGCGCGCACAACAGGGAAAGAAAAUGUGCCCACCUACCCCCUUAAGCACUUCCCCAUCUGUGCAACACACAAACGAGUUCGCGCUAUGUGGAAAGGCACGCCUGUCGUAGCUCCAGCGUGUGGAACAUCACUUUGCGAAAUUGGGAAGCGACAAAUGGGUAAAGACGAAGAAGCGGGAAAAGGGGAAAAAAAAAAAAAAAUUCACAUGAGCAUAACUCCCAGUGCAUAUGUAUCCUCUGCGUCACAUAAAAGGGUUAAAAAGGAUAUGUACAUAAGUAUAAUUUGAACGGCGCGGAGGGGUAUGCAUCGCGGCAGUUUGCUGCUCUCCUGGAGGUGUUCCUCCGGCCAAGUGGUCAACGAAGUAGGGAAUGGGGAAGCACUUUUCCUCAGUGCUGCCC